Messenger RNA from Lates calcarifer (barramundi perch), 5013 nucleotides. It is a transcript of the gene rufy2, whose product is annotated as RUN and FYVE domain containing 2. The transcript is spliced from 20 exons. NCBI's taxonomy places the organism in Eukaryota, Metazoa, Chordata, Actinopteri, Centropomidae. Gene Ontology annotation, molecular function: metal ion binding. Bases 721 to 2619 code for a protein of 632 amino acids. Gene Ontology annotation, cellular component: cytoplasm. The record is from RefSeq and is a predicted model, not a curated record.
UGGUUGUGGUUUCUGUCGGUGAUGUCUCCAGAGCGUGUACCGGCUUACUGCUUCAGAACUGCAGAAGCUCAUGUUGAUGUAGCAACCUUGUAGCACCUCUAGAUUAGAUUAGAUUAGAUUAGAUUAGAUUAGUUUGAAUCACAUAGAUAGACAGAUAGAUUGAUGUUAGAUAUGUGAAAAAGAAUACUAAGAAGAUAUCCAUAUUCCAUGUGUGUUCAUUGUUGCUGUGGAAGCAAUAGUACCAUCUGAGGUGUCUGUCAUGGGACAUCUGGGAGCCACUAACUGCUGCCUGUAGCUGCUACAUCUGGACUGGGGUUGACACACUAAAGCUUCAUCUUGGCCAGUUUUCACCGAGUCAUCGUCUGACAGUCCACAUACAGGACCAGAGCACAGACUUAUCCUUUUUUGGACGAGACUACUGAUUGCUGACAAGCUGCAUAACCAAGAAUCACCACUCUGCUUCUUGCUGCUGAGGAAUCCCUGUCCAGCUUGGCAGAAACCUAGCACGUCCUAAAACUGUGGCUAAACCAGAACAAACUGGAACGCACCAUAUUCGUCCACCACAGAUUAGGAGGGAAGGUCAUCUGGGGAGUCACAAAAUCCAGGGAAACUUGAACACAUCAAACCAGGCAGGAGUGGGCCACUAUAGGACUCUGGGAUCUGACAGAUCUACCUACCUCUUUGCAUCAAGCCAGUGGACAGAGGAGAGUCCUCCUCAUCAUGUACUCCCCUCAGAGUCUGCACCGGUGGGGCAUCACUCACAGUGAGAGCAUGGAGCGGUUAGCCUACAGCCAAGCCCUGAGAGACCCCAUGGCCAUGGAACGAGCCAACCUGCUGAACAUGGCAAAGCUGAGUAUUAAAGGGCUGAUUGAGUCGGCCCUGAGCUUCGGACGAACACUGGACUCUGACUACCCGCCUCUUCAGCAGUUCUUUGUUGUCAUGGAGCACUGUCUCAAACAUGGCCUCAGAGUGAAGAAGUCUUUUCUGGGCUUUAACAAGUCUCUGUGGGGUCCUCUGGAGCUGGUGGAGAAACUCUGUCCUGAAGCAGCAGAGAUCUCAGCCUCUGUACGAGACCUGCCUGGACUCAAGACUCCUCUAGGCAGGGCCAGGGCGUGGUUGCGUCUGGCUCUCAUGCAGAAACGGCUGGCUGACUAUCUGCGACUCCUCAUCACCAGAAAAGACCUGCUCAGUGAUUUCUAUGAGAAUUCAGCACUAAUGCUGGAGGAGGAGGGAGCAGUGAUCGUGGGCCUGCUGGUGGGCCUGAAUGUCAUCGAUGCCAACCUGUGUGUCAAGGGCGAGGACCUGGACUCUCAGGUCGGGGUGAUUGACUUCUCUAUGUACUUGAAAAACGACAUUGAUGAUUACAGGAGUGAGGAGAGGAAUAGCCAAAUAGCAUCCAUUUUGGAUCAGAAGAACUAUGUGGAGGAACUGAAUCGACAACUCAACUCCACAGUCCAUGGUCUUCAGGGCAGAGUCGACUCUCUGGAAAAGUCCAACUCUAAACUCAUAGAAGAGUUAGCCAUAGCCAAGAACAACAUCAUCAAACUGCAGGAAGAGAACCAGCAGCUGAGGAGUGAGAAUAGCCUCAUUCUGUUGAAGGCACAACAACAUUUAGAGGUAACCCAAGGCGAUGUGUCAGUGGAGAGAGACACGUACAAACAGUCUCGUCAGGGUUUGGAUGAGAUGUACAACGAGGCUCGGAGACAACUGAAGGAGGAGUGUCAGCUCAGACAGGAUGUGGAGAAUGAGUUGGUGGUCCAGGUGUCAAUGAAGCAGGAAAUGGAGCUGGCCAUGAAACUUCUGGAGAAAGAUAUACACGAAAAACAGGACACGCUGAUCGGACUGAGACAGCAACUGGACGAGGUCAAAGCCAUCAAUGUAGAAAUGUACCAGAAGAUGCAGUCAUCCGAUGAGGAGAUGAAGAAGAAGAAUGAUAUGAUCAGUCGUCUGGAGGAGAAAACCAAUCAGAUCACUGCCACCAUGAAGCAGCUGGAGCAAAGAUUACAGGAGGCAGAGAGGCACCGCAGCUCGGCCGAGGAGGGAACCAGACGCUUCAAGUUGGACUUUGCCAACAAGGCCGACAGCCUGCAGCGGCAGAUUGAACACAGAGAAAAGCAACUCCAGCAGCUGGAGACAGACCUGAAGAUUGAGAGGGAGUGGAGGCAGACGUUACAAAAUGACCUGGACAGAGAGAGGGAGACGGUGGCUCAGCUCAGCACAGAGGCGCUGCAGAUCAACGGGCUGAAAAAGGAGUUCCAUCAUCUCCAGGAUGAAAACAUUCAGCUGAAGACCAUCUGUGAAGACCAAGAAAGAGCUCUGGAGGAACUAGGCUCCAAACUGAGCGAAUCCAAAAUGAAGAUUGAGGACAUUAAAGAAGCCAACAAAGCUCUUCAGGGGGGUCAGGUUUGGCUGAAGGACAAGGAAGCCAGCCACUGCAAACUUUGUGAGAAGGAGUUUUCCAUCUCAAGACGAAAGCAUCACUGUAGGAACUGUGGGGAGAUUUUCUGUAACAGCUGCUCUGACAAUGAGCUUCCUCUGCCUGCCUCACCAAAACCAGUCAGAGUCUGUGACACCUGCCACGCCCUCCUCCUCCAGCGAUGCUCCUCCAAUCCAACGUGAGGGAGUCUCACGCUGUUGACAGGACUGCUUCAAACUAUCAGAGAUUACACUCAUAAACCCCACCACCACCACCACCCCUCCACUCCUCCAAAAGAUCCAUCUUCUAACUUACCUGAACAGUGUUUGCUGCUAGGAAUGGACCCUGUGCAUGAAUGUGAAGGCCAUUUGAUCAGCCAAUUUACAUGUAGACGAUGGAGGUAUGUCAAAAACACAGACACUUCAGAGUCAUUUAUCUUUCAGGCCCAUCUUUGUUUGACGUCACUACUUUGUCUGCACACAAUUUGCUCAAUCAGUUCAAGAUACAGGCCAAGAUUUCUUAUGUGAUAACAGUCGAGUUGGAAACAGUAAGAAUCCUUGGUCUGCUUCAGGAUCAUAAACAAUCAUGACAUCUAUCAAAUCAGUUUCACUAAAUAUGAAUCAGUUACAAAGAUGGAACCAUUUAUUUGCAGUUAAUUUAGAGAUCAGUCACCCUGACAGAGAGAGUACAAAUUGCCUUUGGCACAAUCCAAGUGUUGCACUGGCGUGGCUAAGGGAGCACAAAAAAGCCACGCAUGACAGCUGCACUUUCCAAAACUCAGUAUGUGCUCAAUACAGUACAACAAAGUUAAAACAUUAUAAAGGAAGCUGGUGGUCACGUUAAAAAAAGGAGGAACAACUUUAAAAUGAACUGAAAAUGAAACUGCACUGACUGUGAUGAGCACUGCUGCAGCUUCUUUCAGUCAAACCUACAGACUUAUGUGGUACUGCAUUAUAAUAAUGUAUGCAUCAAGCCUCGAACUGUAAACAGUGAGUGUAUAGCCAAACAGAUGAGAUUAUGUAACUUAUACAUACAGUAUGGUGGCCUUGUUACUGUUGAAUCUGACUCCAAAGCACCACCCUUUUAAGGUGGAGUGACACAAACUGUUAGGCAGCAUUAACACAGGCAUAAACGACUGGCUCAACUUGACAGGUUCAAUCCAACUUUACUAGAUACUGAACUGAAAUAUAAACAGGAUUUAUUCUGUUUAGUUUAGAGAAAAACUGUGCCACAAAAUGAAAUUUCUCAUUUUCCAUGUUCUAAGUGCUUUAAAGUCCUGCUGGUCAGAUCUUUACCCUCAAAAUAAUCUGUUUACAGUCAGAUGAACUCAUUUCAAACAGGUUUAACUCUGCUGACACACAAUAACGAGACUAGUUCCCCCUGGGGCUUUCAAAGGAACUGAAAACAUUUUUUUCUUUAACAGCGUUGGUGUCAUUUGUGCCUGUGCUAAUGCGAUGAAUAUCAUCUACAUGUGCUUCUCAUGUUGCCAAAAUAAGCCCUGUAUUUCUAUAGAGAGGAUUUCUGUAGAGACAAUAAACAGCCUAAAAUAAAACGGCCCAGAAUAUUUCAAAGUAGCAACACUAGCGUAUACUAGCCAAGCAAGCAGUCUAGAUUAAAGGCACAUUUCAAUGCUUUGUUUGGGACACUAAUGCAGUGGAUGCUGCUUUAAGGACCAAGAGUAGCAACAGAUGCCAUCAUUACAUCUGUGGUAACUGAUUUAAAUCAAAGUCAGUCUGUCUGACUGGCUCUUUUGUUGAUGAACCACUGAUGGCUAGCUCACAACAUGACCACUUCACUGACUAGUUAGUGGUCAUUUAAGAACAGACUUGAGUGUUACAUGCUUCUGACAACGUAGCCACAAAAUGUUUGCACACUUUCCAAUCCUGUUAUAUAGAUUAAUUUGAAAGUUUUUAGAUUUGAUUUGGUGUUUUAUGCACAUUAAUUUUUACUUUCAGAAGUUCAGGGAACUUGUUUGAGCUUUCCCUGUUCACUUGAAGUUGAGUCAGAUGGAGACAUGGAAGAACCACAUUUUACUGCUGCUCCAUUCCUGAGUGGGAAAGUUUGAAACUCUAAACCCUUUUUGUUCCCUUUUCUUAAAUUAAGGUUGAGACGUGUGUUGUGUUGUCAAACUAAUGCUGAUGACACACUCUUCAGUGACAGGUUAUGAUACAAGUUCCACUGCACAUUCUGGUUUUGUAUUUAUAUACAAUGUUUACAACCUGUGAUUUUUCAAGAACUGGAAGUAUUCAUUCCCAUGUAGAGAUAAAACAGGCCUGGGUUCAUUUCAAGAAACAUUUUUCUUGUUUCAAAUAUUUAUAAACUGUCACAAAUUUAUCAUAUAAUCAUUAAGUAUAUACAGGUAAAUGUUUCUGAACUACACCCCAGCCUGAGACACUUUAUACAGUGUUGCUCUUACAAACCUCUCAGCUUUCAGUGGGAGUUGUACAGUGUUGAUACAACUGUAUAUUCUAUAAUGUUGAUAAUCACUGUGGCCCUUUAGCUUACUAAAUCCUGCCAGUUUAAUAUCAGCUCUAUUGCCAACAGUGUGUUGCCUUGACGGUGUAACAGAUUCUGAUUAAAUCGAGUUACAGACAGAA